This is a messenger RNA of Ailuropoda melanoleuca (giant panda), 831 nucleotides long. RefSeq lists its product as uncharacterized. Lineage: Eukaryota; Metazoa; Chordata; Mammalia; Carnivora; Ursidae. The transcript has 4 exons. The record is from RefSeq and is a predicted model, not a curated record. The coding region runs from base 1 to 684 and encodes 227 amino acids.
AUGGGAUUCAUGGAUGAGGUCAAGGCUGUGAAGCAUAAAUGUUGGCAAAAACCAAAAAUUGCUAAACCCCAGUAUGGAAAAGAACUCUACCAUAAAAUGUUACUUGGCAAUAGGGAUCGCAGGGGCGGACGUUACCUAAGGGAUUCGCUGCGAAGCGCCUUCCUCNCCUGCAUUUACGUGCGGGCACUGGGGGACCCACGCAAACUACCAUUCCCAGAGGGAUCGCAGGGGCGGACGUUACCUAAGGGAUUCGCUGCGAAGCGCCUUCCUCUUGGGCCGCGGGCUAGUAGCCUGAGUAGGCGGGAGGCGGGGCGGGAAGGAAAAACCGUUCCUAGAGUGAACUUCCGCGACAGACCGAACCGCCCCCCUUCCCCGGGCCCCACCUUGGAAACUAAGGAGAGUGCCUUUGCGAGAAAUCUCCAUGUUCAGGGAAAAGCAGGGGACACAAGAGACUCAGAGCUAACAGUGUACAGAUGGACGCUUUUAGGGGUGAUGGGGGCAGGACAGGGGCUUUUUGCUUCAGGUGGGUCUAUUUCGUUUUCGGAUUUGCCUGGGUUUGACAGUGCUCACAGGCACUCUUCAGGGAAAAGUAACCAGAUGAGGAAACCGAAGCCCAGGACUUCUGAGAUCACACAGCUAUUUAAGAUGCCUUAUGAAGAUCCAAAUGCUCUUCUUCAUUUAUAAUGGACCUUUGGCUUGAAACAUGUUAAAAUGUUGUGUUAUCUUUUCAGAUGGUCACAAUAUCCUCUAAUUGUGUGCCUGUAUUUUAUUACUGUAUCUUUAUUCUAAUGUAGUACCAUAUUGCUUGUUUGUUGAAUAAAUGGGUCUUUU